AUGUCCAACCACCACCCGCACUACCGCCCACCCUCCCCCACAUACUCGACGGCCUCAUCCUCCGACCUAGACCUCGACCUCGCCGAGCUCCACGACGGCGCCGCAAGCCGCUCAAUCCUCUCGUCUGAGCGCGAGCGCGAGCGGGAUCGGGAGCGUGACACAAACACACGGGAGAGCGGCGACAGCGCGCGCAUUGCACUGCGGAGUCUAAGGAUGGGACUGGGGCGACGGGGCGUGCGGCGGGAGGAGCUGGACGAAGACGAGGAGGCGCUGCUGGGCGGAGAGCACGAUGACGAGGACGGAAAUAAUAGUGGGAGGGAGAGGGAUCGGGAAUCGUUGCAUGGCGGCAGCGGCGGCGGGGGGAAGAGGAAGCUGCUUAGGAGGUUGAGUAGUCGGUUGAGCCUGCGGCCGGGGAGAAUUGGAGGGUCGGGAGCGGCGGGGGCGGCGGGGGCGGCGGCGGGGGAUGAUGCGGAGCCGGAGGUGGAUCUGGCGUUUAAGCCGAGUAAGGAGACGAGGGUGGUGGGGUUGGGGUCGUCGGGGGUGGCGGGGGUGGGAGGCCUGAAGGCGCUCAGUAAGCGGAAAGGAAAAGAGGCGGUGUAUCCGCCGAAUAUCAUCUCGAACCAUAAGUUCACACCCAUCACGUUCCUCCCGCUUACACUGUACCAUGAGUUUAGCUUCUUUUUCAACCUCUACUUCUUACUGGUGGCACUUAGUCAGUGCAUUCCUGCGCUACGGAUAGGCUACCUCAGCAGUUAUAUCGUCCCGCUGGUGUUUGUGCUCGCAAUCACGCUAGGGAAGGAGGCACACGAUGACAUUGCACGCCGGCGGCGGGACAAGGAGGCCAACAGCGAGCUCUACGAAGUCCUUUCAUUCGCCCCCGGAACGAAGCGGAAGAACGUGGGCCACCUAGACGACACCCUCACGCUCAUGAGGAAAUCACGGGACCUCAAGGUUGGCGACAUACUGAUCCUGAAGAAAGACCAGCGGGUACCCGCAGACGUGGUGAUCCUCAAGACGAUAUCCAACGAAGCAAACAGCACAGACGAGGAGGCGGCCUCGGGAGAGGCAUUCAUCCGUACCGACCAGCUGGACGGAGAGACGGACUGGAAGCUGAGGCUUGCGCCGGCGCCGACACAGGCGUUGAGGGCCGGGUGGCUGGCGGGGGUCACGGUCACCGCGAGUGCGCCGAGUAAAGAGGUGAAUAACUUUGUGGGGUCCCUGGCGUACGAGCCACAUUCGAUACCGGAGGAUGAGAAUGCAGAGUCGUCGCUUGCGAGCCCGAGUACGCCGCAGGCGGGAUUCAAGGUCGGGUUGUCGAUUGAUAAUACGGCGUGGGCAAAUACGGUACUGGCAUCUAAUUCGACGACUCUGGCGGCAAUUAUCUAUACGGGUCCUGAAACCCGUGCUGCUCUGUCUACCUCUCGGAGUCGUAGUAAGACUGGUCUGCUCGAGAAGGAGAUCAAUAAUCUGACCAAGAUUCUCUGCGCAAUCACCUUUUCCCUCUCCAUCGCGCUCGUCGUCCUGCAAGCUGCCGAAGGCCACCCAGCGGAAGAAGAAGACGGCGGCGAUAAGCCAAUCCCAUGGUAUCUCCAGAUCCUCCGCUUCUUGGUCCUUUUCUCCACCAUCAUCCCGAUUUCCCUGCGUGUAAAUCUCGACAUGGGUAAGUCCGCAUACGCCUGGUUCAUUGAGCACGACCAAAACAUCGCCGGCUGCGUCGUCCGCACAUCCACCAUCCCCGAGGAGCUCGGAAGAGUCGAGUACCUGCUAAGUGACAAGACGGGCACGCUCACGCAGAACGACAUGGAGCUCAAGAAGAUCCACGUUGGCACAGUAUCAUACGCGGGCGAGGCAAUGGAGGAGGUGGCCGACUACAUCAAGCAAGGGUUCCUCCCCGGCGAAGCCGGUGCGGGAAGUGGCACACAGAACGCCGUUGCGGUGCCGAGCUCGGGGGGCGGGAAUACGACGAGGACACGCAGGGAGAUUGGGACGAGGGUGAGGGAUGUGGUGCUGGCGCUUGCGCUGUGCCAUAAUGUUACGCCGACGACGGCGACGGAGGAGGGCGCGACUGAGGCGACGACGACGUAUCAGGCCUCUUCACCCGAUGAGAUUGCGAUCGUCCGCUGGACUGAGUCUGUUGGGCUGCGUCUUGUUCACCGCGACCGUAAUGGAAUGCGGCUGGUCUCUGUCUCGACCGGUGAAGUCGUUGUCCGUGUCAAGAUCUUGGAGGUCUUCCCGUUCACGAGUGAGGGGAAGCGUAUGGGUAUUGUUGUGCAGUUCAUUGUCAACAGCCACACCACCGACCUUCUCAGCGGACCGGACGAGCCAAGUGGUGAUAUCUGGUUCUAUCAGAAGGGUGCAGAUACGACAAUGUCGCCCAUCGUGCAGUCGAAUGACUGGCUGGAUGAGGAGUGCUCCAACAUGGCACGCGAGGGGCUGCGGACGCUCGUUGUGGGGCGGAAGAAGCUCUCGCACUCGAAGUAUGCCGAGUUCUCAGCCGCGUACAAGGCCGCUAGCUUGCAGCUGCAUAGCAGGGAUACGCAGAUGGCGAGGGUGGUCGAGGAGUACCUGGAGCGGGAUCUGGAGCUGCUGGGUGUUACGGGCGUGGAGGAUAAGCUGCAGAAGGAUGUGAAGAGCUCGUUGGAGCUGCUGAGGAAUGCGGGUAUCAAGAUAUGGAUGUUGACGGGAGAUAAGGUGGAGACGGCGCGGUGUGUGGCGGUUAGUGCGAAGCUGGUGGCGAGGGGACAGUAUGUCCAUACAAUUGCGAAACUAAAACGGAAGGAUCUUGCCUACGAUGCGCUGGAGUUUCUUCGGAACAAGACUGACUCCUGCCUGCUAAUUGACGGAGAGUCAUUGGCGCUAUUCCUAUCCGUAUACCAGACCGAAUUCAUCACCCUCGCCGUUCAACUCCCCGCCGUCAUCGCCUGCCGCUGCACCCCCACGCAGAAAGCCGACAUCGCCCGCCUCAUCCGUACACACACGCAAAAACGCAUCUGCUGCAUCGGCGACGGCGGCAACGACGUCUCCAUGAUCCAAGCCGCCGACGUCGGCGUCGGCAUCGUCGGCAAAGAGGGCCGCCAGGCCUCCCUCGCGGCCGACUUCUCCGUCGAGCAGUUCUGCCACCUGACAAAACUCCUUGUGUGGCACGGGCGCAACUCGUACAAGCGCUCGGCAAAGCUCGCGCAGUUCGUCAUGCACCGCGGCCUCAUCAUCAGUGUCUGCCAGACCAUAUUCAGCAUCGCGAGCCGCUUCGAGCCCAUCGCGCUGUACCAGGGCUGGCUGCUUGUCGGGUAUGCGAGUGUGUAUACGAUGGCGCCCGUGUUCUCGCUGGUGCUCGAUCGGGACGUGGAUGAGCGCCUCGCGGAGCUGUAUCCGGAGCUGUAUAAGGAGCUGACGGAGGGGCGCAGUCUGAGCUACCGUAGCUUUGGCGUGUGGGUGCUGGUGAGCAUCUAUCAGGGUAGUAUCAUACAGGGCCUGUCACAGAUCUUGGUCGGCCUCGGCGAGGAGAACUUUAAGCGUAUGGUGUCGGUCUCUUUCACGGUCCUUAUCCUUAACGAGCUGAUUAUGGUUGCGCUCGAGAUAACGACCUGGCACGCAUACAUGAUCUUCGCCGAGGUCGGCACGGCCGUCCUCUUCUUCGCCAGCAUGCCGCUGUUGAGCGAGUAUUUCGACCUCAGCUACAUCAUAACAAUAGGGUUCGUGUGGAGGGUUGCGGUCAUCAGUGCGAUUAGUCUGAUACCGCCGUGGAUUGCAAAGGCGGUUAGGAGGAAGUUGAAGCCACCGAGUUAUGCGAAGGUGCAGGGUAUUUAG
Morchella sextelata is the source of this 3807-nucleotide messenger RNA. RefSeq lists its product as uncharacterized. NCBI's taxonomy places the organism in Eukaryota, Fungi, Ascomycota, Pezizomycetes, Pezizales, Morchellaceae. The transcript has 3 exons. Gene Ontology annotation, biological process: phospholipid translocation; endocytosis; retrograde vesicle-mediated transport, Golgi to endoplasmic reticulum. The record is from RefSeq and is a predicted model, not a curated record. Gene Ontology annotation, cellular component: trans-Golgi network; plasma membrane; endosome. Gene Ontology annotation, molecular function: magnesium ion binding; ATP binding; ATP hydrolysis activity. The coding region runs from base 1 to 3807 and encodes 1268 amino acids.